Molecule: messenger RNA, 1931 nt
Organism: Sinocyclocheilus anshuiensis
Lineage: Eukaryota; Metazoa; Chordata; Actinopteri; Cypriniformes; Cyprinidae
Exons: 7
Coding region: 507-1748 (413 amino acids)
Source: RefSeq, a predicted model, not a curated record
CCCUCAUUUUGAUGCAAAUGCCUAAAAAUGGUCACAGCACAUGGCAUUUUCUUCAGGAUUUGUCUCAAAGGGAUGUUUUUAACCAGCUUGGCAACGGUGCUCAGAUGGUUACAUGUAUCCAAAAGCUUCCAUCCAAAAAUAUUUGGGAUACUUCUCCUGUUUUGAAGAAAAUGAACUGCAGCCUUUUUGAAGUGCAUUAAUUAUGUACCUCAUAAUUCAGUUUAUUUGGAGAUAUGUUCUGCUUCUGUUUUCAUGGAUUCCUAUUUCUACAUCAUUCAUUUGACAAACAUAAAAAGUGGACAUUGUGGCAGCAUGGGCUCUGAACAUGUUCUCUCCUUCCUGUUCUCAAGAACAUACAAUGGAGAAGGCACAUUGAGUAGCACACCUGCCCAACCUUCCACACCGCCAUCAGCUUUCCGUGUAUCAAACAAAAAACACCAAACAAAGAAGACUGUUUCUAGGUAAGUAUAGUGUGCGAAUGUGAUCGCGGGUGAUUGUUUUUUCGAAUGAAUAUGGAGAUCAUAAUUAAAAACCAAAACUUUGUCAGCAUCAGCAAAGGUGCAAAGACCUCUUAUGAAAAUGCAGUCCCUGAUGAAAACUCUUCUGCCAAAAACCUAAAAUGUGAUUCAGACGAAGUGUGUUUUCCUGAAACCAACCAGAACACUGAGCCUUCUUCUGUGAAGGAUGAUGCAACCCAACAGAACAAAAGAGAUGAUCACAAGUUCGCCUUACUCUCCGGUAAAGAGGAGCCAAAUUUGUCAUCUCUCAAGUCACCAAAGCGACCUAACUGCCCACCUGAAGAUGAAACUUUUAUUGUGGAGAAUGACAAAAGAAAAAGAAAAAGAAAAAGUGACUACAGUCAGCCUGAGGACUACAAAGGGUCUGAGAUCGGCUCAGGUUUGGAGGACAGAGGGAACACCCAGUCCAAUUGUGAGGGGAACGAAAACAAGCCACAUAUCAUCCUGUCAUUCAAGCCAGAGCAAAUGAGAGAGAAGAGGUUUUUGAAUGAAACAUUUACUCAAAAUUCAGAAGAUGAACACUCCACUGCAAAAAUGCCUGAUCAGCCAUUUGGAGUGCGUACAUCCUGGGAAGAUUGUGCUGUUGAACAAAUUAAAAACAUUGCUUAUGGGAGCAUCGAAGACUUAAACAAUGACAUCAGUGUACCAAUCAGAAUAAGCAAUUUUGUCCAAUAUGCCAAUGUAAUUGACAUUGUUCAAAAAUUUUGGAGGAAUCAGGAAAAGCAGGAUGUCACCCUUUUAGUUGGUAGAUUCUCAGUACGGUUGCAAGGAAGUGAUCUGUACUGUUGUCCAGUCAAAAAAGAUGAGAAAAAUCUUCAUCUUCAUUACAAAAAUCUUUCUUAUGCAACACUGAAACUAUCGAAAAGAAAUGCUAAAAACUUUUCUGAGACAAUUUGGAACUAUAUCAUGGGGAACCAUGACAAAGUUGAAUCUUAUGUACUGACACCUCAAGAUGCCACUGCAGUAUGUGCUGUUUUGUUCUCAGAAGUUAUUAGGUAUCCUGACAUGUUUUUCCACAACAUUCUUCUGAUGCAUUAUUAUAAAUCAUGGAGCGAGUUUUGUGACCAUCAUCCCAUGGUAACAGGAGGGUCAUGGAAACAUCAGAGCAAUGAAGUAGUGCCGGAAAAAGUUGUAAAGAGAAAACAAGAAAACCUUGUAUUUUGUGCUAAGAGAAUAAUGAGCAGUGAGGGAAAAAGAAGCACUCUAUUCCAAGUUACCUCCCCAGUUUGAAGAACCAGAACCUUGGAGAACAUGCUCAUGGACUUAUGCGGAUCGCAAAAUGUGUUAAUAUAAAUUGGGGGCUCUUUUUGAGAGAGGCUUUUGGGGUAUGGGAGCUGAAAACGCAGCGACUCCUAAAGUUUCAAUCAACUAUCUAUCUAUCUAUCUAUCAUUUUAUAUACUAUUUAUGAUUUU